GCGUUUGUGAUCGGAUGGCGCGCUUUUCGAUUUCAUAAUUAUUUCUUUUGUGUUCUAGAAUCGAUGAUCUCUUGAUAUUUGAUGAUAUAUUGUCGAGUUUACGAUAUGAGUUCUCCAGAAAGAGAUUCCAUCACUUGUACCGAUGAGUUGCAGGUUUUUGCCCUACUCAGUCUGCAUGAGUCACCGCGAAAACUUAUAAGGAAAGAGGAUGGCAAUAACUUUCACUGCCAUUUUGCCCUACCCCUCCCCAGUCAGGUUAUAGUGUUUGCUGUGGGGGACUGGGACAAGCAUGUCGAAAGUAACUGCAUUGUCACUGAGGUAUCCCUGGAGUCCGAGCAGCUACCUAAGAGAAUAGGAAUUCUGACCAAGGAAAAUAAGGCGCUAUGUUGGCAAGCAGAAUGGGGGAAGAACUUCAUCAACCGUAGCCUUGAAUUGCUAAAGGAGGACAGAAUGGCAAAAUUAACAGUAACGAUUCAAAAGAAAGAUCUCCAAAAAGAAAAUCAAAAACUUGCACAAAAGGUGUUUAGCACAAAGACGAGCCCCAAAACACUGUUUAGCAAAACUUCCAAGCAAGGAACACCUGGAGGCAAAACAAAAACAUCUGGUGUGUUACAGCCAAGGAACAAAAAUGUCAAGUUGGAUGAGCUUUGGGCAACAAAUGGAAAAGAAACAAAGCCUGAUACAACAACGACCACUGAGACAUAUGUAGUGACCACUUCUGUCAGUGAGAGGAAAAAGCGGACCCCAAACGGCAUCAUCAAAACGUAAGUACAGAGAAAGAGAGAGGUGUAUACAAGUGAAACCCUCAAUUUGUUUGUCUGGAUCUGUUUCUUUGC
Nematostella vectensis (starlet sea anemone) is the source of this 836-nucleotide messenger RNA. RefSeq lists its product as uncharacterized. The record is from RefSeq and is a predicted model, not a curated record. Lineage: Eukaryota; Metazoa; Cnidaria; Anthozoa; Actiniaria; Edwardsiidae. The transcript is spliced from 3 exons. Bases 82 to 768 code for a protein of 228 amino acids.